CUGGCGGGAGCAGCGAUGCUCGGGCGGCGGAGCGGCGGGAUGCGGCGGGGCCGGGGCGCGGCGCUGGCGGCGCUGGCCGCGGUGCUGCUCGUGGCUGUGGCCAGAGCCCAGGUCCAGCAGGAGCCACGGCUGGAGACCACCGAGAACACCGGCAUCAACAUCAGCUGCUCACAUCCCAAAAUCCAGAGCAACGAGUAUAUCUACUGGUACCGUCAGCUCCCGGGCCGAGGACCCGAAUUCCUAGCACUCAUUGUGAAAGAGUCCAAAGAGCUGCCGGACAUUGCGGGCGGUCUGUGGGUGUCGGCAGAUCGCCGGAGCAGCGCGCUGUGGCUCCGGCGGCCCCGGCGCGGGGACGCGGCCGUGUAUUACUGCGCGCUGGGGGACACGGGCAGAGGAGCCGGGGCUGCGGCCGGGCACGAACCGCCGCGGGCGGGGCCGGGCGGGGCCGGGGCCGCAGCGCCGCCCGCGGCCAGCAGGGGGCGCUGCCGCUCGGCCGCCGGGCCUCAGGCGGCUCCGCAGCUCCUUCCUGCGCAGCGACCCCGCGCACACCGCGCCCGACACAGCCCUGCACGGCCGCCGGACACACGGCUCGCACAGCCUGCCCCCUGCGCUUACACACUCGGCACGCACUGCCCGGCCUCCCCUCCGCCCCUCUGCCUCCUCUGCCUGGCAGGAAACUGCUGCGGGCUGCGGCUCUGCCAUGGCCUUUGGCCCUCUGGGCGCGUGCAUUGCUCUUCUCAGCCUGCUUUGCAAAGCAGAGCUGCUCCUUCAGGCCAGCAUCUGUGGUGGGAGCUGACAAAGCAGCUGCGCUGGCAGGCACACAUGGUCUCAUAAAUGGAGUGCCGUCACCUCAGUAGGUCCCAGCGGGAGAGAUGUUUGCAGGGAGUCUUGCUGAGGUGACAGGGAAAUCUCCAUCUCUGUCCCUGGGGAAAUGUCUCUGCCUCGUACUGGAACGUGGAUGAGAAGCCACUUUCCCAUCUAGAUGUGUAAGGAGGGUGUACUUUGAAUCCCACCUGAGGCUGGAAUUCGCUUCUCUACAUUUUCUUCUCAUCCUCGGCUUCCCCCAAACACCCUUGGAUGAGCAUUCAGCAUCGUCCUGAAAUAGUAGAACAUCUCGGAGGGAAAACAAGGAAUGUGUUGGAUUAGAGGAGCAUUUCACAUCAUCGGAGGGCUCUGUCACACCCACCUUCCACCUGAAACGGAUUGGUCCCUUUUCCUUCACGUUUGUCACUUCUCAGGCAGCCUGCAAAGCAGAUGCCAGGAUUUAGCAAUGCUGCAAGCGUUGCAGG
Molecule: messenger RNA, 1289 nt
Organism: Corvus hawaiiensis (hawaiian crow)
Lineage: Eukaryota; Metazoa; Chordata; Aves; Passeriformes; Corvidae
Exons: 2
Coding region: 16-834 (272 amino acids)
Biological process (GO): response to bacterium
Source: RefSeq, a predicted model, not a curated record